Gymnodraco acuticeps is the source of this 2024-nucleotide messenger RNA. RefSeq names its product E3 ubiquitin-protein ligase CBL-like. Gene Ontology annotation, molecular function: calcium ion binding; SH3 domain binding; ubiquitin protein ligase activity. NCBI's taxonomy places the organism in Eukaryota, Metazoa, Chordata, Actinopteri, Perciformes, Bathydraconidae. Gene Ontology annotation, cellular component: plasma membrane; membrane raft. The record is from RefSeq and is a predicted model, not a curated record. Gene Ontology annotation, biological process: cell surface receptor signaling pathway; negative regulation of epidermal growth factor-activated receptor activity.
UGUCUUAGUCCCGCCCACAGGAGAUGCGAGCGGAGGAGUCGAGGAGGGGAACCGAGGAGAGAGGAGGGGAAGCAGCAGGCAUUUAGAGAAAUGAGGAACCUUCCAAGGCUCCUAUAUGUAAACCUACUUUGGCAAUACACCUUAUUUGCGACUCUUUUAUGUUGAAGGCCUUUGCCGGAUAUCCGGGUCCGUUGGCUGCUGCUCAACCUGUUUGUUGAUCGAGAGGCGUUAUUAACAACCGGAGUUUUAUUAUAAGCCGGGUUCAUUUCUCUGGGGAUUAUAAGCGUCUCUUCCCCGGAGGAGGUGUCUCUUCCCCGGCAGAAGAUUCUCCCCCACAGAGAGAAUGAAUUAAACCCUUUAUUUCGCGACAGGAAACUAAACAAGAGGCUUUUUUUUUUUCCUCCUCCAGAUGUAGCAUGUCAGCUAGCAUGUUAGCUUGUUCAAACUGCCAGAUAUUAUGACGUGUUAGCGAGGGAGAAGCAGCUCUGGUUCUUGUUUAGUGACGUGUCAGGUUUAUUCUCCCCGGUUUUGAGGCCUCAUCGACGGGGGAAAUGGCCGGAAACCCCCGCAGAGGAGCCGGAUUUAUCGGGCUGAUGAAGGACGCUUUUCAGCCGCAGCAGCCUCUGCAACAGCCCGCAGUGGUGGAGAAGAAGAUGGUGGAGAAGUGUUGGAAACUCAUGGAUAAGGUGGUGCGUCUGUGCCAGAACCCGAAGGUGGCGCUGAAGAACAGCCCGCCCUACAUCCUGGACCUCCUGCCCGACACGUACCAGCACCUCCGCACCGUGCUGUCCCGAUACGAGGGCAAGAUGGAGGUCCUGGGGGAGAACGAGUACUUCAGGGUGGUGAUGGAGAACCUGACCAACAAGACCAAGCAGACCAUGAGCCUCUUCAAGGAGGCCAAGGAGAGGAUGUACGAGGAGAACUCACAGCCAAGGAGGAACCUCACCAAACUGUCUCUGAUCUUCAGCCACAUGCUGGCCGAGCUCAAAGCCAUCUUUCCUAACGGAUUAUUCCAGGGAGACAACUUCCGGAUCACCAAAGCCGACGCUGCCGAGUUCUGGAGGAGAUCCUUCGGAGACAAGACCAUCGUUCCCUGGAGGACGUUUCGGCAGGCGCUCCACGAGUUUCACCCCAUCAGCUCGGGGUUGGAGGCGAUGGCUCUGAAGUCCACUAUCGAUCUGACGUGCAACGACUACAUCUCCGUGUUCGAGUUCGACAUCUUCACACGCCUCUUCCAGCCAUGGUCGUCUCUUUUGAGGAACUGGAACAGUCUGGCAGUCACUCACCCCGGGUACAUGGCCUUCUUGACGUACGACGAGGUGAAGGCUCGUCUGCACAGAUUCAUACACAAACCCGGCAGCUACAUCUUCAGGCUGAGCUGCACUCGGCUCGGUCAGUGGGCGAUCGGCUACGUAACGGCGGACGGGAACAUCCUGCAGACGAUCCCUCACAACAAACCCCUGUUCCAGGCCCUCAUCGACGGAUACAGAGAGGGAUUCUAUCUGUUCCCCGACGGUCGAGCUCAGAACCCGGACCUGACGGGUCUCUGUGAGCCGUCUCCACAGGACCACAUCAAAGUUACUCAGGAACAGUACGAGCUUUACUGUGAAAUGGGUUCCACGUUCCAGCUCUGUAAGAUCUGCGCAGAAAACGACAAGGACGUGAAGAUUGAGCCGUGCAGACACUUGAUGUGCACUUCCUGUCUCACCGCCUGGCAGGAGUCGGAGGGUCAGGGCUGUCCGUUCUGUCGCUGUGAGAUCAAAGGAACGGAGCCCAUCGUGGUCGACCCCUUCCACCCGAAGUCUGGCGGGGUUUCCUUCGCUGGUUUCCAGGGGUCCAGCAGAGCGGAGGCAGCGACCAAUGAGGAGGAAGAAGACGACCGAUUGGACGAACAUCUCCUCAUGAGCAGGCUGGCCUGCAGCAAGGUGGAGCGCCCCCCCUCUCCAGUGUCUCAGCUGCCUCCGGUGCCCCCCCGACUCGACCUCCUGCAGAGACCCUGCAGCUCUCAGGGAGCAACAGCCAAG